Molecule: messenger RNA, 393 nt
Organism: Clunio marinus
Lineage: Eukaryota; Metazoa; Arthropoda; Insecta; Diptera; Chironomidae
Source: the annotation of a GenBank genome assembly
AUGGGGAAGGAAUUUGAGUGUGGUUAUGGAGCUGUCAACCCCAAAACUUUAAUGUCUGGUAAAGACCAAGAAAAUGAUUUUCUCGAGAAAAGUAUCCAUCACCACAGCCAACCCACAACCCAUCUUGAGCUUCAUCCAAAACACAAAAAAGUGCACUCAGAAACCGCUCACGUCCCUCAUGUGUUUGGUGGAAAUAAUUUGAAGCAAUCACGCGAUCAAACAUGUUUCGUCUUACACGUUCAACAAGAUUCAGUUAUGAAUCGAAAAAAAAUUAUGUUGAUGGCAGUUCAAAGCGAGAAUCGAAUUGAAUAUAAAAAAAUCAACUUCGUAUUAAAUUUACUGCAGAUGGGAUUUUCGAGUGUGAAGAAAAGAACAAGAAUAAUAAAAACAUAA